GAAAAGAAAAGAAAAGAAAGAAAUGUCUUCGGUGUCCUUCCUGAGACAGUCUGUACUUGUGCAGAUCAGAGUGGCCACUGCCUCAGAGGACGAUGCAAAUCACAGCUCCAACUCCACCUACAGAGCCACUGGCAGCCUGCUGAGGGCCGACCAGGAGGCGCUGCUCAGGAAGCAGCUGGACCGCCCGCCACCCAACCGCUGCAACGCCACCUACGCCAUCUUCUUCAGCCUGGGCAUCGGCGGCCUGCUGCCAUUUAACUUCUUCGUCACCGCCAAGGAGUACUGGGCCUUCAAGCUCCACAACUGCUCCGGCCCAGCCUCGAGGAGGGACCCUGAGGACUCUGACAUCCUGAACUACUUUGAGAGCUACCUUGCCAUCGCCUCCACCGUGCCCUCCCUGCUGUGCCUCGUGGCCAACUUCCUGCUGGUCAACAGGGUUCCGGUCCGUGUCCGUGUCCUGGCCUCGCUGAUCGUCACAUUGUCCAUUUUUGUGGUGAUGAUCGUGCUGGUGAAGGUGGACACUUCCUCCUGGACCCGAGGCUUCUUUACUGUCACCAUCAUCUGCAUGGCCAUCGUCAGUGGCUCUGCCACCAUCUUCAACAGCAGCGUCUACGGCCUGACGGGCUCCUUCCCCAUGAGGAAUGCGCAGGCACUGAUAUCAGGAGGAGCCAUGGGUGGGACCAUCAGUGCUGUGGCCUCGCUGGUGGACCUGGCCGCAUCCAGUGACGUGAGGGACAGCGCUCUGGCCUUCUUCCUGACUGCGGUCAUCUUCCUGGGGCUCUGCAUGGGUCUCUACCUGCUGCUGCCGAGGCUGGAGUACGCCAGGUACUACAUGAGGCCUGUUGCUCCAGUCCGUGCGUUUUCUGGUGAAGAGGAGCCAUCACAGGUCUCCCCCCAUUGCCCUUUGGUGGCCCCCAGAUCCCUUGAGUCCCACACACCACCUCUGAGACCCAUCCUGAAGAGGACCGCUGGCCUGGGCUUCUGCAUCGUCUACCUGUUCUUCAUCACCGCCCUCAUCUUCCCCGCCAUCUCUGCCAACAUUGAGUCCCUCCACAAGGGCUCCGGCUCACCAUGGACCACCAAAUUCUUUGUGCCCCUCACCACCUUCCUCCUGCUUAACUUUGCUGACCUGUGCGGCCGGCAGAUCACAGCGUGGAUCCAGGUGCCGGGCCCCAACAGCAAGGUGCUCCCCGGGCUGGCACUGCUGCGCACCUGCCUCGUCCCUCUGUUCGUGCUGUGUAACUACCAGCCCCGAGUCCACCUGACCACAGUGCUCUUCCAGUCUGACAUCUACCCUGUGGCCUUUACUUGCCUGCUGGGGCUAAGCAGCGGCUACCUCAGUACUCUGGUUCUCCUCUAUGGGCCCAAGAUUGUGCCUAGGGAGCUGGCCGAGGCUACUGGGGUGGUGAUGUCCUUUUACAUUUACGUGGGCUUGGUGCUGGGCUCAGCAUGCUCUGCCCUGCUGGAGCACCUCAUCUAGGAGGGGAGGCAAGAACGUCAGUGCUGCAUGAGGCUUUGGGCCCUGGGAGCUGGGGAGUGAGGCCAGGGGCUCACACAGGGCUCACAGUGGAGGAAAAGCCUGGCAUUUUUCUAGGGGCAGACAGCAGAGCAUAUUUGGGCUUCUGCCCUCCCAAGAUGCCAGUAAGCCAUAUCCUUGCCCAUUCUGUGCAAGGAGAAACACUCCAGACACUAACAGGAUGCUUUAGGGACAUAUGAGGGAGACAGGUACGAAGAGGGUUAACCCUUCCUAGCUGAUAGGUCCCCCUCCUAUGUUCGACUCUGAGUUGUCACCAGGCCAGAACCCAGUGAUGAUGCUCUGUACUCUCCCAGAAGGACAGGAGAGGUUCUCAGCCUUCCCUUCUCUGAUGAGGGUCCCCUGGAGUGGAGGUCCCCCUGGGGUGGCCAGUCCUUAAGCCCAAGUCCAAGCCUGCACAGACCUGCAUUCUGUAGGUGAGUGGGUACCCACCAGCCAGACUUGAAAGCUCAGUGAGAUGGGCCUCGCUGAGUCCUUGCUGCCCUCCGCAGGCUCUGGAGGCCUCCCUGGGCCCGGGUCUGAGCUCCUCGGGCCAGGUUCAUUGUGGCCCAGUGGGCUACAGUUGGGGGGUGGUCUUUUAGCAUUUAUGUUUACAACCUGUCAAGGCCAUUGUUUCAAGGGCCCAAUAAAUUCUGGAGUAUUCAAUG
Messenger RNA from Fukomys damarensis (Damara mole-rat), 2181 nucleotides. It is a transcript of the gene Slc29a3, whose product is annotated as solute carrier family 29 member 3. Bases 23 to 1480 code for a protein of 485 amino acids. The transcript is spliced from 6 exons. Gene Ontology annotation, cellular component: Golgi apparatus; plasma membrane. Gene Ontology annotation, biological process: nucleoside transmembrane transport. Lineage: Eukaryota; Metazoa; Chordata; Mammalia; Rodentia; Bathyergidae. Gene Ontology annotation, molecular function: nucleoside transmembrane transporter activity. The record is from RefSeq and is a predicted model, not a curated record.